GGCCGGGCCGGGGCGCAGGCGCACUCGUGUCUGCCGCGGCCGCCGCAUUCGGGGUUGUGGCUCCCCAGUGGAGGCGGGGACAGAGGGUCUUGCAGAUGGCCCCACUCCCAGGAGCAGAGCUGGUCCAGAGGCCACUGCAGCUCUACCGGUACCUGCUGCGCUGUUGCCAGCAGCUGCCAACCAAGGGCAUCCAGGAGCAUUACAAGCAUGCUGUCAGGCAGAGUUUCCGGGUUCAUUCAGAUGAAGACAAUCCUGAGAGAAUCCAGCAGAUUAUUAAAAGAGCCAUAGAAGAUGCAGACUGGAUCAUGAACAAAUAUAAAAAACAAAACUGAGGCUCUAGGGCCUAGAGAACGAGUUGCCCUGAAGACAUUGACGUUGAGAGACCUCGCUUAUAGAACUACUCAGCAGCGGCACUUAUGGAAUAUGCAUUGGCCUGUUGGCCUAGAGCAGGAAAUCAGGAGUAGGAGAAGCUGACUAUUGCUCACCUGGCUCUUCUUGCCAUGUUUGUUUUCCCCAGCAUCCCUUACAUUUGCUUUUCUGGCCAGUUGCCAUGUGGACUUGGGGAUACUGUGUUUUGUCACUUUGCUCUGAAGGUGAUGCAUUUAUUCUGGAUGUUGUCCUUUGAGACCCAGAGUGGGCAUCCCCUCAGGCUGUGCUGAGAGGACACGGUGUGGGUUUUCGAACCAGUCGGGUCUGGAUUUGAAUGUCAGUUCUGCAACUUUUCAAGGGUCUUGCCUUUGAGCUCAGAUUCCUCCUUUGUGAAGAUUAAAUAUGAUGAUGUUGAAGAGCUUCAUGCAGGAUGUGAUACAUGGUAAUGCAAGUAAAUGUCCCCCCUGGGAGCGCCAUCCUCCACCACUCCUUCCUCUGGACUACGGUGCUCCAUGCAUCUCUCUGGCAUGUUCCUCAUCGGGCCCAGGUUGUUUGUGAUCUUGUCCUGCCCUGCUUGGUGUCCCUGAACUUCAGGGUCCCACCAUGCCCAGCAGUCCAUCAAGCAGCCACUCCUCUAGGCUUGGUGGGAAGUCCUUCCUUGAAGUCCAGUCCUUGCCUUUAUGGAGUUUCUUGUGACCAUGAAUUGGUGAAAUGCAGGCUGCAUGGAACAAGGAAGAAAGGCAGAGCAGCUACAGCAGACGCUAAAGCACACAGACCUCUUGUGAACCUGCAGUCUGUUCUGCUGGCCCUUCCCUUCUUUGCCACCAUCUUGGGAGGAAAAAUGGAAGUCGGGAGCAAGCAAGGAGGGAGGUGGGGAGCAAGCGUUCCUGUGAGUUAUGGUGAGCCUGAAACCCUGUGGAGAGACAGACUGGAUCGUGUCCCAAUUCCAUAGGAGUUGCUUUUGGGAACUUACCUGGCCUACUUCAGCCUUGGUUUCCCCAUCUCCUGUGGAGUGGUGCCCACACCUACCUGCCAGGGUGGGAGUGAGGACUAUGGAGCUCUCAUGCGUGCGAGGGGCUUCAUACAGAAGCUGGCUCAGGGAGCUGCCUGCAUGGCUGUGGCCAGUUACCACAGCGAGGAAGCCCUGCUUUGCAGAUGGGGAGAUGGAAGCACAGGCAGUUUGAGCCCCUUUUCAGCAAAGGAGCAGCCAAAAGCAGAAAAGUCGCACUAGGACUUGAAUAUCUCCAAGGACUCUCAGCCAGAGGGAUGAGCCAGCAUGUUUGUGACCUGCCAUGAAUUAUAUGACUUAAAGUUACUCAGAGACAUCUGUAUGCACUUCACUGAUCAGCAAGUAGUGAAGUAAAUAUAUCAGUUUUUGAAAGCUC
Molecule: messenger RNA, 1754 nt
Organism: Canis lupus familiaris (dog)
Lineage: Eukaryota; Metazoa; Chordata; Mammalia; Carnivora; Canidae
Gene: LYRM9
Product: LYR motif containing 9
Exons: 4
Coding region: 96-332 (78 amino acids)
Source: RefSeq, a predicted model, not a curated record